ACAGAUAGCAAAAACAUAUCAGAAAGCAUAUCAAAUCCGGAUGCAGAUAGGAAGUCCCUUCAGUUCUUCAUUGUCCAUAAUCUGACAAGGCUUUAGGUUAGCCACAAGAAAUUUGUCAUGAAAAUUAAAGACAGAUACGGGGAAGAUGGAAAUUCGAGUAAUAUGAACACUCUCAGUAUUUCAGACCAGAUUGGGUUUGCCUCAGCUGCUACCACAACCUUUGAGAUAAGUGAGCCUCGAAGCCAAAGAAAGCCAUCCACAUGCUGUCUUCAGGCGACCCUCGGCAUCUACCUGCUGCUGCUGACGGCCGGCCAGGGGCUGCUGGCGUACAAAGUGUUUAAGAUGCAGAAAGAGCUAUUGAAAUUUCAAGGACUAAAUACCUCCUAUACGGAAGAGAUUAUGGAAAGCUCCUUUGCCAACAAACUGUUUUCGGAGAGAAACUCUGUAGAGGAGUACAUGGGACAUGAAGAAAACUGGAGGAGAAGCUUAGAAGAGGAAAUCACCAUAAUUAAAAGCAGCAAUGCAAACCUGAUGAUGAUGAUGAACAACAUCACCCUGGUUGCAGGGCCUCCUGGACGCAAGGGAGAUCCUGGUCCACCAGGGCUACAGGGACCACCGGGGACAAAGGGAGACCGAGGAAUCCAAGGCUUACAUGGACUGCAGGGUGCGAAAGGGAGCAAAGGAGAAUCUGGUCCUGCUGGCCCAAGGGGUGAACCAGGAGUGAGAGGAGAAAAAGGAGAGAUGGGGAUUGCAGGUCUCCAAGGACAGAAAGGCGAAACAGGCAAGAAGGGAGACGCCGGGCCCCGUGGACCCAUGGGUCCUCAGGGGCAGCAGGGAGUCCCAGGACUGCCGGGUUUCAAUGGUAGCACGGGGGAGCCUGGACGUCCUGGGCAGAAAGGAGAGGCAGGCGUAACCGGACAACGUGGACCUGUAGGAAUUCCUGGCCUCGAGGGCAGACCUGGUCAGAAAGGGGAGAAGGGGGACCACGGGCUCAGUGGUAUUCCAGGAGUACCAGGCAUUGCAGGACUCAGAGGUGAAAAGGGAGACAGAGGAGUAACAGGUGUUCCAGGGCAAAAGGGAGCAAAGGGAGACCAGGGCCUGCCAGGCAGCCCAGGCGUAACUGGUCAAAAAGGAAGCAAGGGUGACCAUGGCAGUCAGGGUCCAAAAGGAGAACCAGGAGCAAAAGGAGCCAAGGGAAGCCAUGGAUUCCCUGGUCCCCCAGGAAUGAAAGGGAGCAAAGGUGCAAAGGGAGAAGGCAACUUCAGUCCUUUUGUACGAAUCGCGGAAGGGGGCAGGAGGGGCCGCGUGGAAAUCUUUCACCAAGGGUCCUGGGGAACAAUAUGUGAUGAUGGCUGGAGCACCCAAGAUGCCACUGUGGUCUGCCGAAUGCUGGGCUAUACACGUGCAAUCGCCACCUUCACAGCCACAGCAGGCGCUGGACAAAUUUGGCUUGAUGACGUGAAUUGCAGAGGGAACGAAGAUUCAAUUUUUGACUGUCCGAAGCCCGACUGGGGUGUGAACAACUGCUCCCACAGUGAGGAUGCUGGCCUGGAGUGCAUUUGAUGGGACACAGAGGCUGCCCUGGGAGCCGCUGCCCGCCUCUGCUCUCUAUGGAGCUCUUCUUCAUAACGCGAACCCAAUUUCAUCAGGUUGUGCUUAUAGUCUCUUUACCAGGCCGUAAAAGCAUUGACAGAGAAAGCUGAAUUUUCCAUAAAUUGAUAACGGUUGUAGGACCCACAGGUAACCUGAAACAUCCCAGCUAUCACGAAACCGGAGCUCAGGCACGUGAGCCAGUUCACAGCUUUUCCAGUUAGCUGACAUCAGCUCAUUUGCAGUAGCUCACAUGUGUGUGACCUCUAAGUCCACGGGGGGGGAGAGAUGGUCCACUUCAGCUUAGUGCAGUAAGAGAGAACAGGAUCAGCGUGCAGAAACGGGCAGUUGCUGCAGCUGCGCUGGCAAGUCCAUCUUCAUCAUAGUACAGUUGUGAAUCCGAGCCUAAAACCCCCAGUGAAGUGCAUACACCCAAGACAGCAGAUGCUCAGAAAUCAUCAGAUGAUCUCUCUGGCAUGCAAAUAUAAAUGCUCUCCAGAAACAAUGCUGAUCACAGGUUAAAGUGCAAAAAUAAAUGCCUGGGAUCUAGGUGCGGUGCUAUCCCGGUUUAGCACAGACCUUGUUUUUGACCUUGGCCAAGUCCCCUGCCUUCUCUGUCAGUGUUUCCUAACCUGUCCCCAGGAGCAAUACCCCUUACCUUAUGUGAUGUAUAAAGCUAAGUGUUUCAUACCUUUAGAAAUUAGGUGCUCCAGUAAAGCAAAGGGAUGACAAAUAAAAGCAAUUUAACUUCCAGAAUGAAAAUAUGGACCCUAAACCAAAGGCUUCUACUUAAAUGAAGUCUUAUAUGUGUCUGAGAUAAUAACUGAAAGGCUUCUUUUUAAGGCCUAAGUCUUCCCCUUUUCCACCAGCACGGGGCAUUCAGCAGGUGACGAGCAGCCUGUGUACAUGUAGCUGAGCACAUCACAACAACCUGCUUGCAGAUACUUGAUUUAAAAUGUCAGAAAUACGUGUAAGUGACCUCACAUCUCUGCCGAAUGUUAGUCAUAAUUGCAUUUGUCUACACAGCUUCGAAACUUGUUUUUAGUGCUUAGAAAUCAGAUAUAAGUGGAAAAACCAAGCAGUGCUGGUAAGAGCAGCAGGCGAUGGGGCAUCCAGGGCCGAUGUGAGUGAGAAGACCCAGCACUGCGCAGGGUGCAACAGUGCAGUCUGCAACAAAGCUCAUCACCAUUUUGAACCAGAGGAAAUGUUUGUUACGGGGUCUCGGGCCUCAGGAAGGAAGUCUGGAAAAUCCCAGGAGUUUUCCACUACCCACUCUGAUGCCUUUGACAGCGGGAAAAUGAAGAGAGACACUUGUCAUUCCUGGCUCUGGUUUAGAGGACACAAGGAGCACCUGCCACAAACCACGGGUGAAACCUGCUGAAUGACAACUGUUUCAAAGCUGGUGGAAGCAGGCAGCGGCUCAUCUGCAUGAGAACAGACAAAAGCUUUCUGUUCUGGUAGGGAGCCCCACCAGCACUAGCAGCAUGCUGAGUACCGGCACUUGGGCUUACACAGCUAUCCGCAGGGCUCCCACGGACAGUGCUGAGCCUGCGCGGGUUCCUUUCAUCUUUUUUUGUGUGGCAGUAUGUAAAUAAAGCAUUUCCACUGUCUGGAAAUAAAGGAUUUACAAGCUGUA
Molecule: messenger RNA, 3226 nt
Organism: Aquila chrysaetos chrysaetos
Lineage: Eukaryota; Metazoa; Chordata; Aves; Accipitriformes; Accipitridae
Gene: MARCO
Product: macrophage receptor with collagenous structure
Exons: 15
Coding region: 118-1563 (481 amino acids)
Cellular component (GO): membrane; basement membrane
Source: RefSeq, a predicted model, not a curated record